AUGGCAGCGCCCCCCUCCUCCGUCUCCGUCAGGGCCGGCGCGUCCGUCUCGGCGAAGCUGACCCCUCGCCAGGCCGCGAGGGCUGGGUUCGGUGGCAGGGUCAGCGUCAGCUCGGGCAGGAAGUGCGGCGGCCCCGUGCGGGCGUCGCUCUUCUCGCCCAAGCCCGCGGUGGCCAUGGACGCGAGGCCGACCAAGGUGCAGGAGCUGCACGUGUACGAGCUCAACGAGCGCGACCGCGAGAGCCCCGCCUACCUCCGGCUCAGCGCCAAGCAGAGCCAGAACGCGCUCGGCGACCUCGUCCCCUUCACCAACAAGGUCAUGUACAACGGCAGCCUGGACAAGCGGAUCGGGAUCACGGCGGGGAUCUGCAUCCUGAUCCAGCACGUGCCGGAGCGCAACGGCGACCGCUACGAGGCCAUCUACAGCAUCUACUUCGGCGACUACGGCCACAUCACCGUGCAGGGGCCCUACCUCACCUACGAGGAGUCCUACCUCGCCGUCACCGGCGGCUCCGGCGUCUUCGAGGGCGUCUACGGCCAGGUCAAGCUCAACCAGAUCGUCUUCCCCUUCAAGAUCUUCUACACCUUCUACCUCAAGGGCAUCCCCGACCUGCCAAAGGAGCUGCUCUGCACGGCGCCCGUCCCGCCAUCCCCCACCGUCGAGCCCACGCCCGCAGCCAAGGCCACCGAGCCACACGCAUGCCUCAACAACUUCACCGACUAG
Triticum turgidum subsp. durum (durum wheat) is the source of this 723-nucleotide messenger RNA. The record is from the annotation of a GenBank genome assembly. Lineage: Eukaryota; Viridiplantae; Streptophyta; Magnoliopsida; Poales; Poaceae.